UUCGUUCUGUCACUGUCAAAUUAUUUUUCUCGACUACCUUAUUUUGUUUGUAUAAAUAAAUACAAUCACUAAGAAAAUCUAAUAUUUUAAUUUAAAAAAACUUUCUUAACAAAAUGGUUUGCGAGAAAUGUGAAGCUAAAUUAUCUAAAAUAAUCACACCCGAUCCAUGGAAAGCAGGAGCCCGGAAUACAACCAAACCAGGAGGAAGAAAAGUCAAUGAAAACAAAGCCCUAACGAGCGCUCGAGAAAAAGCAAGUCCCAUGUCCAGAUCACUUGCUCCUUGCCGGAUAUGUCGCCAAAAAGUCUACCAAGCGGGAUCUCAUUAUUGUCAAUCGUGUGCCUACAAAAAGGGAAUCUGUGCGAUGUGUGGCAAGAAGUUGAUGGACACAAAGAUGUACAAACAAAGUUCUGUUUAAAACCAAUUCUAAUAUUUUUAAUUAUUGUAACUAGAUAGAUUGUUAUGAUGUUUAACAAAAACUAAUAAAAUAUAUUUAAGAUUUUUUAA
Eupeodes corollae is the source of this 505-nucleotide messenger RNA. Its product is annotated as cysteine-rich PDZ-binding protein. Gene Ontology annotation, biological process: cytoplasmic microtubule organization. Gene Ontology annotation, cellular component: dendrite. The transcript has 2 exons. The coding region runs from base 114 to 416 and encodes 100 amino acids. The record is from RefSeq and is a predicted model, not a curated record. NCBI's taxonomy places the organism in Eukaryota, Metazoa, Arthropoda, Insecta, Diptera, Syrphidae. Gene Ontology annotation, molecular function: microtubule binding; PDZ domain binding.